Molecule: messenger RNA, 1209 nt
Organism: Durusdinium trenchii
Lineage: Eukaryota; Dinophyceae; Suessiales; Symbiodiniaceae
Source: the annotation of a GenBank genome assembly
AUGGCCGAUCUAAGGCUCUAUGUGAAUGUGCAUCAUGUGGCCUUUGAUGGUGGAUCCUUGAGAUACUUUCAGCGCGAUCUGUGGGCCUUUUACGAGGUGCGAAGCUGCGGAGCUGCGGCGGGAUUUGCUCGAAAGCGGGAUGACCUUGCGCUGCCGCCCCUGCCUUCGCUGCUGGCCUCUUCGCUUUCGCGCCAGCAGCGCCAGCAGCGCGGGAGCGAAAGCGGCGCCCAGCUCGUGGUGAUGAUGGAACGCUUGAAGGGCUGCACCUUCCAACUGCAGCUGCCCAGAGCUGCCCCUGGCCGUGGAGCCCCACAGCGCUGGACCUCCUUCGCCCCGGCAGAGCCGGUGCGGCGCCUGGCGCAGCAGGAGGGUGUGACAGAAUUCACCGUCCUGCUGGCGGCCUAUGGGGCACUUUUGGGGCGAUGCUGUCAGCAAAAGGACCUCGUCAUUGGCAUCCCGGUCUCCCGGAGGCACAGCUAUGAUGGCACCGAGCAGAUGGUGGGUUGCUUUGUGAACACCAGUCUGGUGCGGGUGUGCCUCACUGAGCAGCAUCACGCACUCUCCUUCCGUUCGAUCCUAGGGCAAGUGCAGAAGCAACUUUUGGCUGCCUUGCAGACUUCACACGUUCCCUUCCAGAAGCUCUUGCAAGAGUUGCGCCCAGAGGGGACCUCUGAGCUGCAGACGAUGUUUGAUGUCCACGAAGAGGCGUUUCAACCUGAGGUCGCCAGGGGCGUCGUCUCGCAACCCUGGAGUCUCACUCACCUGGACGUCAAGCAAGACGCCAAGUUUGAGCUGUCGCUGGAUUUGGUGAGAUCACGACGCUUCGAUGGAUACAAAGCUCUGUGGGAGCUCCGCGACGGCUGCGGGGAGUGGCUGGCCGCACAGUGGGCGGAGCUGCUGACGGAGCUCCACGUGGAGCUGAAGCCUUGGACCUGGCUCGCGCCCAGCGAAAGGCGCCAGCUGCACGAGGGUUGCGUGGGCUCCUCUGUGCCGUUGCCACAGCUUGCGGUGCAUCAGCUGAUCCUUCAACAAGCGAAGCGCACGCCCAAGAGCUGUGCGGUGCAAAUGCAGGCUGGUCGAUGUUUGUCCUUCGAAAUGCUCGUGGCUGCCUCCGCCCGCGUGGCAUCCAAGUUGACAGAUUUUGCUCGAAGACGAGUGGGUCUGAUGAUGGAGAAGGCUUGCGGAGAACGCAUGUAUUUUUCGCGCUAG